Molecule: messenger RNA, 1173 nt
Organism: Sycon ciliatum
Lineage: Eukaryota; Metazoa; Porifera; Calcarea; Leucosolenida; Sycettidae
Exons: 1
Coding region: 1-1173 (390 amino acids)
Source: RefSeq, a predicted model, not a curated record
AUGCGUUUCCGUUGCCAUGCCAUUGCCCUGACAGGUGACAUCGAGAAAACGUUUCACAUGCUCCGCGUCGGUGAGGAUGACCGAGAUGUGCUUCGGUUUCUAUGGUGGGAUGAUCCGUUUUCAACAAACCGACAAAUCAAGGUUUUUCGGUUUGCACGCGUAAUGUUCGGCUUGACUUCAAGUCCAUUCCUGCUGAACGCAACCCUGAAACAUCAUCUGGACAAGUAUCAAGUUGAUGACCCUGAAUUCGUCAGCGUUGUGGGCGAUUCGAUGUCCGUUGACGACUUGGCUGCCGGAGGGGACGAUGAGGAAAGCGCAGUCACUCUCUACUCCAAGUUGACGGAGCGCAUGGGUGACGGUGGCUUCAACAUCCGCAAGUUUGCAUCAAGUUCUAUCUCCGUCCAGCAGCACAUCGACACCGCUGAAAAGUCAGCUUUGGUGACUUGCUCCAUAUCACCUCAGGAAGAUGACCUGACGUAUGCCAAGACAUCACUAAACAGCAGCAAGAACGACAAAGUUCUAGGCGUCAAGUGGAAUCGAGUGCACGAUGAACUAGUCGUGGACAUAGCAGCCAUCUUCGCCAAGCCGAGCACCCGAAUGACGAAGCGCGCAGUGUCAUCAGAGGCCGCCCGCAUCUUCGAUCCCCUCGGCUUAGUGUCACCCGUCACCAUAAAGUUGAAGUUGUUUCUGCAGCAGCUGCAUGUGGCCGGGCUAGAUUGGGACACCCCAAUAUCGCCACAAUUGGCUCAAGCGUGGACCGCUCUCGUCAACUCACUGCAGAACGCCUCGCCGAUACGAGUUCCUCAUCGCUACUGCAGCAGCACUAUCAGCAGUGGUCCGGUAUCUCUGCAUGGGUUCUGUGACGCUUCCCAGACGGCUUACGGUGCCGUGGUCUACUUGAAAGUAGAAAGUGACGAGGUGGCAGUUCAACUGGUCAUGGCCAAGACGCGGGUGGCCCCAACUGCCAAGCAGACAAUCCCGAGACUGGAACUGCUAUCAGCUCUGAUCCUAGCUCGCCUAAUGGCCACAGUGAGGCAAGCUCUAGAGAAGAUGAUUCUCAUCUCAUCUCUUCACUGUUGGACAGACUCGCAAGUCGCACUCGGGUGGAUCACCAAUGAGGAUCAAGGUGGAAACAGUUUGUCCAGAAUCGCGUGGAUGAAAUCCACCGACUGA